Molecule: messenger RNA, 261 nt
Organism: Echinops telfairi (small Madagascar hedgehog)
Lineage: Eukaryota; Metazoa; Chordata; Mammalia; Afrosoricida; Tenrecidae
Product: mitochondrial import inner membrane translocase subunit Tim9-like
Exons: 1
Coding region: 1-261 (86 amino acids)
Source: RefSeq, a predicted model, not a curated record
AUGGCUGCGCAAAUAUCAGAAUCCGAUCAGAUAAAACAGUUUAAGGAAUUUCUCAGAACCUACAAUAAACUUACAGAAAUCUGCUUUUUAGACUGUGUUAAAGACUUCACAACAAGAGAAGUGAAACCUGAAGAGACUACGUGUUCAAAGCACUACUUACAGAACUAUUUAAAAAUGGCACUAAGAAUACCCAUGAGAUUUCAGGAAUAUCAUAUUCAGCAGAAUGAAGCUAAAGCAGGACUCCUUGGCCAACCACACUAG